AGUCAGAGUUGAGAGACAGAGGCACCCCGGACAGAGACGUGAACCGCUGAAUAGACCAAAAUGACUGAAAAGGCCCCAGAACCACACCUGGAAGAGGAGGAGGAGGAGCUGGAUGGGAAGCUCAAUUACAAGCCUCCCCCUCAGAAGUCCCUGAAGGAGCUGCAAGAGAUGGACAAAGAUGAUGAAAGUCUAACUAAGUACAAGAAAACGCUCCUGGGGGAUGGCCCUGUGGUAGCAGACCCCAAAGCCCCCAAUGUCACUGUCACCCGCCUCACCCUGGUCUGUGAGAGUGCCCCAGGACCGAUCACCAUGGACCUCACCGGGGAUCUUGAAGCCCUCAAAAAAGAAAUUUUUGUGCUAAAGGAAGGUGUUGAAUACAGAGUGAAAAUUUGCUUCAAAGUGAACAGAGAUAUUGUGUCCGGCCUGAAAUAUGUUCAGCACACCUACCGGACUGGGGUGAAAGUGGACAAAGCCACAUUUAUGGUUGGCAGUUACGGGCCUCGGCCAGAAGAGUAUGAGUUCCUGACUCCGAUCGAGGAGGCUCCCAAAGGCAUGCUGGCCAGAGGCACCUACCACAACAAGUCUUUCUUCACCGAUGACGACAAGCACGACCACCUCACCUGGGAGUGGAACCUGUCCAUUAAGAAGGAGUGGACAGAAUGAACACAUCUGUCUCUCCCUGCCCCUGCCCUGCCACCUGGAAGAACCCUCUCUGUUGUGUUCACCGCCCUGUCCCUCCUCCCCGAUCACAGCUGGGCCCCUCCCCUGACACCCCUCACAUCCUCUCUCUCAGAGUGGCCCCUGGCACUGGACGCCUAAAACCCAGGCUUUAACCCUGCCCACUCCUUCUGGUCCCCCAUCACAGCCAGAUCGUCAAGGGUCUGUUCCUCAAUACACAGUCGUUUAACAUUUCUCCUCUUAUUCCCAUUUGAGGAACUAGAGGCCGGGAAAUAGGCAAACAGUCACUAACCGCCCUUUUGCCUUGGGUUCCAGUGCUCAUUCCCUACCCUGGAUUCUUCUGUGGUUGCUGCUGGCUCAGUGAACGUCCCUAGCCACAUGCCCUGCCACUUGGGUUCUUCUUUUCUGGGAGACACUUACACAGCACAAGGGAGUGAGAAUAAAGCAGUUGUUUGACCUGA
Messenger RNA from Miniopterus natalensis, 1139 nucleotides. RefSeq names its product Rho GDP dissociation inhibitor beta (gene ARHGDIB). Gene Ontology annotation, cellular component: membrane; cytoplasm; cytosol. Lineage: Eukaryota; Metazoa; Chordata; Mammalia; Chiroptera; Miniopteridae. The record is from RefSeq and is a predicted model, not a curated record. Gene Ontology annotation, biological process: Rho protein signal transduction. Gene Ontology annotation, molecular function: protein binding; Rho GDP-dissociation inhibitor activity.